AAGUAUAUUUGGAUGUAAUUUUUUUGGGGAAGUGGGCGUGGCCCCGCCCCCUACUAAGUUUUUUGUACAUAUCUCGCAAACCAAUAGAGCUAUAUAAACCAAACUUUCUGCAGUCGUUUUUUUAGCCACUUCCUAAUACAGUCCAAAAAUGAAAGAAAUCGGAUCAUAACCACGCCCACCUCCCAUACAAAAGUUAGGUUGAAAAUUACUAAAAGUUCACUAACGAAAAACGUCGGAAACAUUAAGUUUCACAUAAGAAAUGGCAGAUGAAAGCUGCUCUCAGAUUUUUAUACAAAAUGGAAAAUGGGCGUGGCGUCGCCCACUUAUGGGUCAAAAACCAUAUCUCAGGAACUACUCGACCGAUUUCAAUGAAACUUGGUUUGUAAUAGUUUCCUUACAUCCCAAUGAUAUGUUAUGAAAAUAGGCCAAAUCGCUUCACAACCACGCCUACUUCCUAUAUACCAGAACUUCGAAGUCGAUCUGAAUCGUUUACAUUACAAUAUAUAAAGUAAGCACUAGUGAAGAUAUCGAUGCAGAACUUUGCACAAAUAAUAUGUUUAUAAUGUGAUAGCCCCAUUCUAAAAAUCGCCGAAAUCGCACCAUAGGUUUUUAAGGCCCCAUAUAUCGAACACGAGGACCUCGGUGCUUCUAACCUAAUAUUAUGGUUUCCAACUUCCAAUGGACUUUAUACAAUAUAUAUGACGAAUAUGUGGGUCAAAUUGUGUAAAUAAAGUUAAAUAUAUAAAUUGCGAGAGUAUAAAAUGUUCGGUUACACCCGAAUUUAGCCCUUCCUUACUUGUUUUAAAUUGAAUUUAAAUCGACUUGAAAAUCAAAACUCUGCAACUCUGCGACAAGAACGUACGAUAUACGUUCUUUGUCUGUGAUUGGCUGAAUUUUUUUAUAAAAUUGCAUUAAUACUACUAGACGUUAGAUGGCGGUGCUGAAAAAUAAUAAUCAGCUGAUGAAAUUACCAACUUCUUAUGAAAAGCAAAAAUAAAAAUGUUUAACAGAUCGUAAAUCGAGUAACCGGCAGUAUAAACGGCAAAAAUGUGUUUCUCGAUUUAAAUUUAAAUUGAUCAAUUUAUUUGGCUGUCUAAAAACGCUAUAAGAUCCUCCCUGUCAAUCCAGCACAUUUAAGCCCUGUCAAUCCAGCAAGCCCGUCACAAAGCCAACAAGAAACAAAGCAGAAUCGCUUUUAAUAUUGCAGUUUGGAAAAUUACAAGUUAUUAUGAAACGUUUUUGUGGAAUGAAAAUCAAAAUAAAAAAACUAAAAAUAAGUUAUUUGUUUUUUCUCCAAGCGAGUUACAAUUUCAGCUGCAUAGUUUUUUCUUUAAGGACAAACAAGACCCUUGAAAUCAAUAUUCGAAAAUAUUAGGUCUAGUAAAACGAAACGAUUAAAAAAUAUUUAUUUAUUUAUUUACAUACAGGAAUAUUGAAACUAUGUCUAAAUUAUAGAACAAUAUAUAAAAUAUGUAGAAGCUAAUAUGAGAGUCGGUAUAUACCGUAGUGAAAUUAAUUUAGGUGAGGUGAAAAAUGUUAGUGGGAGUGUUGUAGUAAUUGGUGUUCAUUGUACAGUACGCUGCGAAUGAAUAGUAUCAUAUUAUAUAGAUUAAAAACGCUUAAUAAUUUAUUAGUGUUAUUAGGUUAUUAAUUGAAAGGUUUUUGAGUAGGUCUAAAGAUGUUGAGUUUGGAAGUGAAAGUCGGUAGGUGGCGAAGAAUUUGCAUGAAUGAAUGAUGUGUUGGGUACUUAUUGGGCCUCAUGCAUAAAACGUGAGCUUGAACUCGGACUCGAUUUUUUGAGUAAAAGGUGCUUGUCGUAUGCAUAAUAACAUUUGAUGUGUUUGCUUUUACUCACUGCCCACGUUUGAUCUUGUCUUGCUCAGUUUGAUCUAAGUUAGAUGAGCUUGUGCUCAUAUGCAUGAAAACAACCUUUUGCUUUCUUUUGUGGGCUCUUGCUCAAGUUUUGUUGAGCAAUGUACAUACAUAGCAAUGUCAUAGAGCAAUGUCUUAUACAUAGUUGACUCGCGUACACCAAAAUCAUGGUUGAAUAUUUUUUUCCACAAAGAAAUGUUAUCAACAGCGUAAAACAAAUUUAUCAAGUGAGGAUAAAAAAUUAUACAGGUUUGUAUUCUUAAUUAUUAUUUUUUUAUAUAAUUAAUAAUAAAAUGAUAAAUACAUAGGUUUGAUGAUACUGGCAUCUGCUGGUUGGCUAAUUAUUUUUUUGUAUUUAACAUUAUGUGAAAAUCCUGGAUUCCAAAAUUAUAGAUAUUGGAGUCCAUCUGUCAACUGUGUCGCGAACUAUUGCGGAAGUUGCGAAGCUUAUAUCUGCCAAAGCAAGCGAGUGGAUAAAAUUCAUGAAGGAUGCAGAUGAAAAAGAUGCUCAAAUGAAAUGGGAAUACAAUUAUUGCUUUCCAUUUGCAAUUAAAGUGAUUGAUUGUACUCAUAUCAAAAUUAAAAAAACCACACAUCAAAGCGAUGAGUAUAUUUGUAGAAAAGGCUUCCACUCUAUAAAUGUGCAGGCAACUUGUUAUGGAAAAGAACUGUUUACAGGCGUUGACAUAUCCUGGCCUGGUUUAGUUCAUGACUCAAAUACAGUAUGUCAAGAAACAGUUUACACAUUGAAAAUAAAUACACUUUUUCACUUUCCGCAGCAAAAUUUUUUAUGGCUACGGAAUAUGCCCCUGGCUAAUGACACCAAUCCUGAACCCAACAACAAAGUGUUUACAAGGGAGCGUGUCACUAUAGAACGGUGUUUUGGGCAAUUGAAGCAAAGAUUUUCGAUAAUUCAAUUAAAAAUUCGUAUAUACAUAUAUUUUGUUUUUUCAGCUUUUUUGUAUUUUUAUGUUUAAAUAUAUAAGACGAUAAUUUAUAUUAUCUUAUGUUUAAUUUUUUCACCAUCACUUUCAUAAAGAUGAAAAUCGAAAGUAAUUAAACACAUGUAUUUUUUUACGAAAUGUUGAGUUAAUGCACUAUUAAUUUUUUACACUUUUUAAGUGUAUUUUAGUUUUAAUAUUGUAAUUCGCUUAACCUAAAUCUUAAAGUAACGGUAUUAUAAAUAUAUAUAUUACAAAAAAGGGGUAAGUUAGCGCUAAAUGAAGUAAUAGAUUAAGCUGAGGUAUUAAGGUAAGUAAUAGCUUAUGGUAAUAUAAAUGUAUUAUUAGGGUAAGUAUAUGUAUGUAAUAUUUUAUAAUUCAAUGUUCAUAAAUUCAUUUUCUUAUAUUUCUUAUACUUUAUAUUUUAGGUUUAUAAAUAUACAUGUAUUUAACUUCAAUAACAAUUAGAUGUUUGAUCUCCUUUUGCUCAAGUAAUUGAAAUUGGCUUGAACUCAUUUUUAUGCAUACGAAAUUGAUCAAAAGCUUUUUCUGUUUGAUUGAACUCAAGUUACGAGCAAUUGCUCACAUUCCUCAAUUCAGCGCUUUUACUCGUUUUUAUGUAUGAGAUCCAUUGUAUUUCAUGCAUAAAACGUGAGCUUGAGCUCGGACUCGAUUUUUUGAGUAAAAGGUUUGAUCUAUAUUAGAUGAGCUUGUGCUCAUAUGCAUGAAAUCGCAGAUCUGAGAAGCAGCUGCCAUAAAGCCAGGCGGAAAUUUCAAAGAAAUAGAAAUGCUGUAGAAAAUGAGCUUCUACGAGAAAUUUUCAAAAAAAAACGAAAAGAAUUUAAAAUUGCGAUCAGAAAUAGUAAAUCUGCAUGCUUUAAAGAACUCUGUGACAAGGCGGAAGAAAACCCAUGGGGUGGAGCCUAUAAAGCAGUAAUGACUAAAGUAAGGGGUAAUAAAGGACAAAUGCCGACUUGCCCUAUACUAUUAAAAGAAGUAGUGGAAACUUUGUUCCCAACACAAGAGGCGCAAUCAGAGGAAGUCGUAUCCAAUAUUAGCUUAGAGACCCCUUUGUUUAUACCGAUCGAUGACGUCGAGGUGGUGCAAGCAGCUGAACGCUUCGGAAAUGCAAAAGCUCCUGGCUUAGAUGGAAUUCCUAAAAGGGCCCUAAAAAUUGCGGUAAAAUACAAAACUAAAUAUUUUGUGAAAGUACUCAAUAAAUGUCUAUGGGAUGGUAUUUUUCCCAAAAUAUGGAAAAAGCAGCGUUUGGUGCUUUUAAAAAAACCAAAUAAACCUCCAGGUGAACCAAGCUCUUACAGGCCACUAUGUAUGAUCGAUACUACUGGUAAAAUUUUCGAGCGAAUAAUUUGUGAUCGGGUAGAAAAACACCUUGAAGAAGUGGAAGGGUUGUCAGAAAACCAAUACGGGUUUCGCAGGAGACGCUCGACAAUUGACGCGAUCAAAAAACUUACAGAGAUUGCAGACAAAGCCAUAGAGGGCACAAGGUGGAUGUACGGAUCCAAGGAAUACUGCGCAGUCGUUACAUUCGACGUAAAAAAUGCUUUCAAUUCUGCAUGUUGGACCCACAUACUUCAAAGACUACAGGAUCUUAAAACGCCAAGAUAUCUGCUACGCAUCAUUAAAAGUUAUUUAUCGGAUAGAGUCCUGCUGUACAAUACGGACGAAGGAGUCAAGCGAUACAAAGUGACCGGUGGCGUACCACAAGGAUCUGUCUUGGGCCCACUCCUGUGGAAUAUCCUGUAUGAUGGAAUCCUUCGCCUUCCAACACCAAAAGAAAUACAAAUCAUCGGAUAUGCAGACGAUAUUGCAGUGACAAUUGUGGCAAAAGAACUACACCAAAUUGAAGACAUAUGCAGCAGUGUUACUCGGAGAAUAAAGAACUGGCUAACAGCAGCGAAGUUGCAACUGGCUGCACAAAAAACAGAAACAGUGCUAAUAACUAGUAGAAAGAAGACAGAAGUAAUUAUACUUAAUAUAGACGGGUAUAACAUUACGACACAGACAUCAUUGAAAUAUUUAGGCAUACUGAUAGAUUCGAGACUAAAUUUUAAGACAAAUAUUGAGAAAGCCUGUGAAAAAGCUGCGCGAGUGAACAUGGCCUUAACCCGAAUAAUGGCUAACAUUGGUGGACCUAGUCAAAAGAGAAGACUACUAUUGGCAAAAGUUACGAUAUCAAUAGUAAUGUACGCGGCACCGGUAUGGGCAAACGCCCUUAUGCAGAAAACAUAUGUCAAGCCGAUUAAAUCUCUAUUCCGGCUUAGUGCACUCAGAGUUGCAAGCGCUUUCCGCACAGUAUCCCACGAAGCCGCAGCAGUCAUAUCUGGCAUAAUGCCACCCGAAAUAAUGGCUCAGGAGCUGAAAAGAAAUUACGAGAAAAGUAAACAGUAUGGAAGACCUCUAACAAUUGAAGAGCGUGAAGAAGAAAGACGCAAGAGUAUAAACGAGUGGCAAAUACAGUGGGACACAGCGUCCAAAGGACGAUGGACGCACAGGUUGAUAAGAAAUAUUGAAACCUGGUUUAAUAGAAAGCAUGGCGACGUUGAUUUUUAUUUGACGCAGUUCCUAAGCGGGCAUGGCUGUUUUAGGGAAUAUCUCUAUAAAUACGGACAUGACGAUGCAGAAAUGUGUACAUCCUGCGGAAGCGAAAGAGAAGAUGCUGAACAUUUAUUUUUUCAAUGCACUAAAUAUGAGGCAGAGAGAGUGAAUUUAGAGCACGAAAUCUCGGAGAAAUUAACUCCAGAAAAUAUAGUAGUAUACAUGCUGCAGUCGAAGAACGUGUGGCAUUACGUAAAACAAUGGGUCGCAAACGUAAUGGUAGAACACAGAAGAUUA
Molecule: messenger RNA, 5666 nt
Organism: Zeugodacus cucurbitae (melon fly)
Lineage: Eukaryota; Metazoa; Arthropoda; Insecta; Diptera; Tephritidae
Product: putative nuclease HARBI1
Exons: 2
Coding region: 2355-2849 (164 amino acids)
Source: RefSeq, a predicted model, not a curated record